ACUCCUACCUUUAAUAAUUAACCUAGAAUAAAUUCUAUUGUUGUUUGUGAGCUUGUGCAUGUAAUUUCGCUGCUGCUGACUCACUAUGUUGCCGUUGCCAUGGUCAGGUAUUCCACAAGCGGAUGCCACCUGAAGCAAUUGACCUUGCUUCACGGCUAUUGCAAUACUCACCAAGUCUUCGAUGCACUGCACUUGAAGCAUGUGCACACCCUUUCUUUGAUGAGCUUCGGGAACCCAAUGCACGCCUUCCUAAUGGCCGGCCAUUGCCGCCUCUUUUCAAUUUUAAGCAGGAGUUGUCUGGUGCCUCUUCAGACCUCAUUAAUCGGUUGAUACCAGAACAUAUAAAAAGGCAAAUGGGCAUGCAAUUUUUCUCGUCCAACAAUGACAUGGACAUGACGUGAAGUGAAGUAUACGUUUAGUAAACUAUGCUAGUUGAUGAUCAAUGAAUGAAGCGAUCUGAGUUGCAUCCUUUCCAUCCGAAUCCACCUUGGCAAGCUGCAUCUCCUCGUUGACGAGGACAAGAGGCUGCUGUGUAUUUUAGUUCUUGGUAUUUUCUUUCUCGUUCUAAUCUUUGAAGUCUUUCUCUCGCCUCUUGUAGCAGCCGAUUAGCGAAAGGAGAGUUCUUUUUGUACAUGUUUGGUAGUAGUAAAUUGACGCCAAAGCUCUCAGGAGAUGACAAAUGAAAUGUAUGAACAUGUUGUGAAUGGCCCCAAAAAGAGAAUAGCAAGUUAUUAAGGGGCUGUUUUCUUGUGAAUUUGCUGUGUUCUGUUUGUAUUUAGUUUCUGUUAUUUUCAGCUGACAUUUGUGCAUUAAGAAAAGAGUUACAAGCAAGUGAUGGUUACUGUAUGUUCUUAUUAGUAAAUGAAUAUCUAUUUUGUUGCCUC
This is a messenger RNA of Nicotiana tabacum (common tobacco), 884 nucleotides long. Lineage: Eukaryota; Viridiplantae; Streptophyta; Magnoliopsida; Solanales; Solanaceae. The record is from RefSeq and is a predicted model, not a curated record.